Messenger RNA from Aspergillus lentulus, 2097 nucleotides. RefSeq names its product transcription factor domain-containing protein. Lineage: Eukaryota; Fungi; Ascomycota; Eurotiomycetes; Eurotiales; Aspergillaceae. Gene Ontology annotation, biological process: DNA-templated transcription. Gene Ontology annotation, molecular function: DNA binding; zinc ion binding; acyl-CoA dehydrogenase activity. The record is from RefSeq and is a predicted model, not a curated record.
AUGGACGCCAUUCCUGGAGGAGCCAUGCAGGACAUUGUCGGGGAAAAUUCCGAAAUUGGGCAUAAGGAAGCCAUUGAGACAGGUGCCCGCCCACCUUGCGAUACAGGGACAAGAAGACGGACUCUACGUCCCAUGUCCUCGCUGGCGCACUCAUCGCCGCCAGCUCUGACGGAACUUAGGUCAUUGUUGCCUCCAUAUAAAGCUGCUGAGCUGCUCGUCGAUACCUAUUUCGACCGAGUCCAUUGGUUUAUGCUCAUCUUUCAACAGGAUGACUUCCGUCGAAACUGGCCACACCUGUAUAGAGCAGGAUUAGAUGGCGCAAGUGAAGUUGGCAACGAUCUAGGAUUUCUCAGCACCUUCCUGAUGGUCAUUGCGAUUGGAGCGCACUAUGCCGGGCCCCAUCGGCAACGUGUCCUAGCUCGCUACGAGGUCGAGCUUGAGACGCUGAAGCAAGGCAUAUUGAAAGCCAUUAAAUCCAGUCUGCUGGAUAUUAUCUCGGUUGGGUCGUUGGAAGUAGUUCAAACGUGCGUCCUAUUAGGAACAUACUAUCUCUUCCACGGUGCUCCCCGGCUAGCGUGGCCGGUCUGCGGCUGUGGCCUUCGGGUUGCUCAGUCGCUCAACUUACACCGCAAGAUCAACAAAGACCAUGUCAGUUUGUCAUUAACUCCCAUCGAGCGCAACCAGAAUGAAACGAGGAAGCGUUGCUGGUGGGCGAUCUACGAGAUAGAGACGUUCUGCUCGAUGUCUUACGGUUACCCUCACAGCAUCAAAGACGCAGACUGCGAUGUUGAGCCACUGAAUCCGUCCGCAAAGCUGGGGAAUGCUGCAUCACCUAUAUCCUUUGAUGAACCACUGAGAUGCGAGACGACCCUUUUGUCCUACAAGUAUUACAUGUCCAAAUUAUCAGUCUUUACAAAAGCGGUCCUCGGCGAGCUCUAUGGAAUUGGGCCCGGUUUGGUAAACAACAACAGGACUUCUGGUGAGACUGGCUCAAGCUUACGCGCGGUCAUUACGAUUGUAGCGAAUCUGGAUGCAAGGCUUCGUACCUGGCGAGCCGAGAUCCCUCCCAAACUACGGUGGGAGACGGUUGCUUCUACCAGCGCGAGCUAUUCAUCAAUGGAAGAAUUUGAUCGAGAUAUUGGCGCAUCGGGUGUUCGAUUCGACAAUCAUAUCUACCACCUUCAGGCGUUAGCGCUUAAAUUGGCCUAUGAAAAUACCAUUAUUCUAGUUCACAGGCCACUUCUGUCGUACAAACUCGUGGCUAGAGCCGACGAGAAGCUGGAUGAUAUGUCUCGUCUUGUCACAGUUCAAGAGAAUCCUUUUCUACGAUCGAUGCAAGCCUGCCAUGACGCAGGUAUGAGCUUGUCGGAACUCGCGAGCAACCCGAUUCUGGAGCUUGUGUCUGAAACCUACGCUGCUGCCUUUGUUAGCGUCCAUACUUUCACAGCGGGAGUUGCUCUUGGGAUUUUAGGCAGCGUUGAGCCGCUCACGCCGCAGGCUCAAGAAGCCAAAAUUGGACUGCAUCGAGUCAUGUCCAUUCAAUCGAAAUUAAAAUCUCGAUCCGUAUUAGCCACGCAGGGCCUAAAUAUUCUUCAGCGGCUGACGAAACUCCUACUGGACAAAGAGCUAAGCAUAAUGCUCGAUGUUUCGAAGCCUAUACAAUGGCCAGAGCAACACAGCGGCGUGAACGGCGAUGCCAGUGCCAUCCAAACAGGGACUCUUUCUCCAAAGCCAUCUUCAAGCGGCCGGCGUACGAGGAGAUUGCCUCACGAUGCUGCUGGGGCCGUCAUGUCGACGGACCGACAAAUAACCAUGUCGGAUUCUCGAGAAAUCCAAGAAACAGAGACCCGUGAAGAAACGCCAGAAGGUAACAAUGUCGCCAACUUCUCGCAUCUUGAGUAUGUGGAGGACGCUUCCGUGUCAGAGGCACUCUAUGAUUUCGACCAAGUGCUCUCAACAUAUGUUAACAGCUCUUGGGCCGAUCCUGGCCCGUUGGCAACCGAUACAUGGCACCCUCGGACACUACAUGAUGAAGGAUCUUCAAUGCUUGAACAGGCAUGGAUUUGGGGGCCGGAUAUCCUACCACGAUAUGAUUGA